AUGCACCCGCAGCCGCGCAUCCCAGAUUUCAUGUUCUGGGUCAACGCCCUGCAGAUCGCAUUCUCCAUGGCCGAGGUGGCGAUCUUCGUGUCCGACACGUACGUGCGGGCGCCGCAGGCGGUGCUGCUGAGGCUCGUGGAAGCUCUGGGUGGCGCUUACUGUGCAUUCCACGCCCUGGUCCGAGGAGUUCAGAACGAAUUCAAGCUCCCGCGCAUGUUUGGUGUCUGGGCGAUCGUGGAUGUCCUGACGGUGCCUCACAUGCUCCAGAGCGCCCUGGCGCCCUCGCCGGACGGCUGGCUCUCGCCGAAGUUCCUCCAGAGCGUGGUGGUGCUGCAGGCGUGGCAGCAGCUGCAGGCCCUGGGGGCGGCCAGCAGAUCAGGAGAUCAAGAGAUCAGGAGGCUGGGGCUGAACUUCGGCCUCAAGAGCUUCUGCUUUAUCGUGUGCGCCGCCAGCUUGAUACUGUUGCUCGAGGUGCUGGGGGAUCCCGUGGAUCUGCGAGACGGGCGGAUCGAGACAAACAUGGGCUACAUUGACCUGUUUCUGCUGAUCUACUGGCUGAUCGAGACAGUGUGUACUGUUGGGUUCGGGGACUACUCUCCCAAGACGCUGCCCUCGAAGGCGGUGAUGAUAGUUUGCAUGCUGUCGGGCGUCACGGUGUUCACCCUGCAGCUUGGGAACCUGCUGAGCAUCAUGGCGCAGGAGCGCCAGGGCGCAGGCAGCUUCCGCAAGAGCUACGGGAAGGCCCACGUGGUGCUCCUCGGCGGCGGCGUGCACCAGAUAGACGAGACCUUCCUGCUCGCCUUCCUCGAGGAGCUCUUCCACGAGUCCUACAGGAACACCUGGCCAGAGCUGGUGGUGCUGACCCUGGGGGCCGAGAGGGUCAUCAAAGUGAAGGGCCUUCUGAACGCGGCCCUCGACCGGGAGACGAGGCACUGCGUGAAGUGCCUCGACGGGUCGCCCCUGAGCCCUCAGGAUCUCGCACGCUGCCGCUGCGACUCGGCGCACCUGGUGUUCGUGAUGGCCAACACCACGGGCGUCCCGGACCCCGUUCGGGAGGACAACGAGAACAUCCUGCGGGCCGUGAACGUCUCGAUGCUCUACCCGCGUGCCCGGGUGAUGGUGAUGCUCUUGGCCCAGACGUCGAAGAGCAGGGCGCGGAGCGUGGGCCUGCGCCCCCAGCACUGCUUCUCCGUGGUGGAGGGCCUCAGCACGCUGCUCGCCAACCUCAUGGUGACGACGGGGGAGGCGGCGAUCGAGGCCCCGGUGCUCAGGAAGUACCCGUGGCUGCGGGCCUACGCCGACGGGCAGGGCCACGAGGUGUACGGGCUUCUGCCAGAGGCCGAGUUCUGGGGCCCACCCGUCUGCGAGUUCGUGGAGCAG
Molecule: messenger RNA, 1380 nt
Organism: Prorocentrum cordatum
Lineage: Eukaryota; Dinophyceae; Prorocentrales; Prorocentraceae
Source: the annotation of a GenBank genome assembly